Messenger RNA from Naumovozyma castellii, 267 nucleotides. It is a transcript of the gene AGA2, whose product is annotated as Aga2p. NCBI's taxonomy places the organism in Eukaryota, Fungi, Ascomycota, Saccharomycetes, Saccharomycetales, Saccharomycetaceae. The record is from RefSeq and is a predicted model, not a curated record. Bases 1 to 267 code for a protein of 88 amino acids. The transcript has a single exon.
AUGCAAUUUUCCAAUAUUCUAAGUAUAAUAACACUAGCUGCUGCUCCAAUUUUUGCUCAACAAGUAUCUGUCUCUUGUGAAACAGUUCCAACCGGCGGUACAGUUGAAGCAACACCAUACUCAGUUUCUUCAGCAAAUGAUUUACACAACGGUGUUCCUAUGGUUGCCGUCAUUGAGUAUUACAAGUCAAUCACAUACGUCAGUGAUUGUAAUCCAUCAACUAUCACUACUGCAACAGCAUCAAUUGAAACACAAGUAUUUGUGUAG